Adineta steineri is the source of this 732-nucleotide messenger RNA. The record is from the annotation of a GenBank genome assembly. NCBI's taxonomy places the organism in Eukaryota, Metazoa, Rotifera, Eurotatoria, Adinetida, Adinetidae.
AUGAAAGUAAAACUUGGUGAAGAUUUUGAAUGUAAAUAUGGUAAUAUUGAUUGGGAAUGUGUUACUAUUGGAGAAUCUAAUGCACAAGUUUAUCAAAGUAAAGAAUUUAUAUUAAAAAUACAAAUUAAAACUGAACAUCAAAAUCUUUUUAAUGAAAAAUUAAAAAUGGAAUGGUUAAAAGAAAAAGUGCCAGUAGCAAAUGUAAUUGAUUAUGAAACUGAUGAUUUAUUUGAAUAUUUAUUAAUGACUCGAAUUAAUGGUACAGAUGCAGCUCAAACAAAAUGGAAAAAUAAUCCAGAAAUAUUAGUCACUCUAUUAGGUAAUGAACUUCGUAAACUUCAUGAUAAAAUAAAUAUUAAUAAUUGCCCAUUUGAUAUGCGUCUUAUUCAUAAAUUUCAAGAAGCAUCUUAUCAAUUGAAAACAAGAAAAGUAACAGAAAUAAAUUCUACAGAUAAUGAUUUACUUACUGAAUUAAUUUCUAUUGCACCAAAAGAAGAUCUUGUUUUUACUCAUGGUGAUUAUUGUUUACCAAAUAUAAUUAUUGAUGAUCAACAAUGUUUCAUUAAUGCUUUCGUUGAUCUUGGACGAGCUGGAAUUGCUGAUCGUUAUUAUGAUCUUGCACUUGGUCUACGCAGUAUACAAUUUAAUUUAGGUCAAGGUUAUGAUCAAAUUUUUCUCAAUGCAUACGGACUUUUCUCAAAUAUAGAUGAAAAUAAAAUUGAGUUUUAUUAA